Molecule: messenger RNA, 1659 nt
Organism: Lolium rigidum
Lineage: Eukaryota; Viridiplantae; Streptophyta; Magnoliopsida; Poales; Poaceae
Product: armadillo repeat-containing protein LFR-like
Exons: 8
Coding region: 18-1388 (456 amino acids)
Biological process (GO): positive regulation of DNA-templated transcription; regulation of transcription by RNA polymerase II; chromatin remodeling
Cellular component (GO): SWI/SNF complex; brahma complex; nucleoplasm
Molecular function (GO): nucleosome binding
Source: RefSeq, a predicted model, not a curated record
GCUCCAGAACCCUAGCUAUGCAGAAGCAGACGGGCAAGUCCGGCGGGGGCGGCGGUUCCUCGUCGGUGAAGCGCGGGCGCCCGUUCGGAAGCACCACCGGAAGCGGGGCCGCCGCUGCAGCCGCGGCGGCGUCCAUCGGCGAUCCGGCGGCGCCGGCCGCCCUCGUCGGGCCCUCCCUCCAGCUCCUCACGGCCCUCUCCGAUCAGAAUAAUAAAAGAAUUGUCCUUGCAUUGCAAAGUGGGUUGAAGAGUGAGAUACUGUGGGCAUUGAACGCCCUCACAGUACUCUCUUUUAAGGAGAAGGAUGAUCUCCGUCGGGAUGCAACACCUCUUGCUAAAGUUCCUGGGCUCUUGGAUGCUCUCCUUCAAGUUAUUGAUGACUGGCGAGAUAUAGCAAUGCCCAAGGACCAUACAAAACCACCAAGAGCAAGAACUUUGGGUGCCAAUAUAACACUGUCAGGCUUUGGUCUUGAAAAUGUUGGACAAGUCUACUCAGACACUGCCAUUCCUUCAAAUGAUCAACCAAAGAUAGAGGACUCCACUAUCACAAAGAAGAGAUCUGCAGGAUUUUUGUUUGAUGAAGAUGGUCUGUUUAAUAUUGAUGAUGAAGGGCGGACAGAGAGGCAACAGUGUGCUGUUGCAGCCUCCAACAUAAUCCGCAAUUUCUCUUUCAUGCCAGAAAACGAGACUACCAUGGUUCAACAUAGACAUUGCUUGGAGACUGUAUUUCGGUGCCUGGAAGACCAAAAUGCAGAAGAUGAUGAGCUCAUAACAAAUAUGCUGGAGACUCUUGUCAAUUUGGCACCUGUGCUGGACCUUCGAAUCUUCAGCUCUUCAAAGCCAUCAUUCAUUCCAAUUACUGAGAAAAGCGCAGUUCAAGCCAUAAUGAGCAUGCUAGACUCUUCUGUGAAGGCGUGGCAUUGUGCUGCGGCUGAAUUGAUUGGGCGGCUAAUAAUUAAUCCAGACAAUGAAUCGUUUCUUCUUCCUGUGAUUUCACAGAUAUACAAGAGGUUAGUUGAUCUGUUGAGCGUGCAAGCAUUCGAUGCACAGGCUGCUGCUGUUAGCGCACUCUACAACGUAUCAGAAGUGAAUAUGGAUUGUAGGCUGAGGCUCGCUAGUGAGCGAUGGGCUGUCGACAGACUUCUCAAGAUCGUGAAGGCACCACACCCAGUUGCCGAGGUUUGCAGGAAAGCAGCGGUGAUAUUGGAGAGCCUUGUCUCUGAGCCUCAAAACAGGAUGCACCUCCUCGUCCAUGAGAACACGUUUGCCGAGAUCCUGACGUCGGAAGGGAAAUACUCUGACACAUUCGCUCGGAUCCUCUAUGAGCUGACCGCGAGGCCGAGCAACAAGGUGACGUCCGGACAAGCUAUUUGGGGAAACAUAAACUGAUGCAUGUGCUUGACCAUUCAACAUGUUGUUAAGAUCUAGACUCAGGAUGUAAUGUAGGCUCUUUUGUGUUGAAAUUUCAUUGAGUUUCUGAUUGCAUGUAACAAGACAUAGCUGUAUUUAGCUGCAUGAUAUGUUUGUGUUAGAACUUAGAACUCUGUUGGGAUGCUGAAGCCUGGACUCGAUGGUAGAACUUACCAUGUGCAUGUGAUGUAGUAUCUUGCUGGAAUAACGGUACUCGUUUGCUUUGUACUGAAGCUACUACAUUCAUUCC